Molecule: messenger RNA, 1722 nt
Organism: Cheilinus undulatus (humphead wrasse)
Lineage: Eukaryota; Metazoa; Chordata; Actinopteri; Labriformes; Labridae
Gene: pnp5a
Product: purine nucleoside phosphorylase 5a
Exons: 6
Coding region: 237-1118 (293 amino acids)
Biological process (GO): nucleoside metabolic process
Cellular component (GO): cytoplasm
Molecular function (GO): purine-nucleoside phosphorylase activity
Source: RefSeq, a predicted model, not a curated record
UUUCUCCAGACACAAGUGAGAAGAACCGAAGACUUUAACAGGACUCCAAACCAGAAGAACUCUAAACUUAUUCAAAAUUUUCUAAAAGACCAGCUCUCCAUCAAACUUUUUCAACAGCUGGGCUCUUAUUCAACUUUUUCCUGCUUUGGAAUUUGAUUUUCCUCACCUAAAAAGUGUGUUUUCACACAUUUGCUCUUCUUUCUCACAACGCCAGACACCUCAUUUUAUCUUUCAUAAUGUUUCCAGAGGCAAACAAGGGCUACAGCUAUGAAGAAUGCAAGGCCACCUCUGAUUGGCUGCUGGCCCAGACAGACAUCAGACCCAUGGUGGGCAUCGUGUGCGGCUCGGGUCUCGGAGGGUUGGCUGAUAUGUUGAAGGACCAAGUGGCCUUUAACUACAAAGACAUCCCCAACUUUCCUCAAAGCACUGUGCACGGACAUGCUGGCCGAUUGGUGUUCGGCACCUUGAAGGGGAGGCCGUGCGUUUGCAUGCAAGGGCGCUUCCACUUGUAUGAAGGCUACCCCAUCCAGAAGAUUACGCUGCCAAUACGUAUAUUCAAACUCCUCGGGGUGGAGACAGUGAUGCUCACCAAUGCAGCCGGAGGCCUGAAUCAGGACUUUAAAGUUGGAGAUGUCAUGAUCAUAAAGGACCACCUGAACAUGCCAGGAUUUGCAGGCAACAAUCCGCUAACAGGACCAAAUGAUGAAAGGUUCGGCGUACGCUUCCCCUGCAUGUCUGACGCCUAUGACAGAGAGCUGCAGCAGCUUGCCAUGGACGUGGGACAGGAGCUGGGUUACGGAGACUUCCUGAAGGAGGGCGUGUACUGCGUGCUGGGUGGACCAUCAUUCGAGACCAUCGCUGAGUGCCGCAUGCUCCACAAACUGGGUGCUGAUGCUGUUGGUAUGAGCACAGCCCACGAGGUGAUCGUGGCCCGUCACUGCGGCAUGCGCGUCUUCGCCCUCUCGUUGAUCACCAAUCAGGCAGUGAUGGACUACGACAGCCAAGAGAAGGCCAACCACGAGGAGGUCCUCCAAACAGGAAAGCAGAGAGCAGAGCAACUGGAGCGACUGGUUUCCACCAUGGUGACCAGGAUUGAGCACAAUAACAACUUUGUCUAAAAAAAGAAACGCUGUGCGUUUUAGUGCUAGUUUAAGCUUGAUUUUAGCCUGUUAGCAUGAAUGUAGAAGACUUCAGAGUGGUUGUAGUUCACAUUCAAUGCUGUUGUGCUAGAGAAACCCCAGCGUAGUUUACUAUUAAUGUGAGAAAUGGACUGUAUUUGGUUUAUCAUAACUCAGAAUGCACACAUCUUUAUUUACAUGUCAUCCUGCCUUAUGUGACGUGUUACAUUCCUGCGCAGAGCAGCUCCAAAAUAAGCUGCUGCUGUUUUCUUUUUGUAUCAUUUUAAAUGGAUGUAUUUGUUAUAACUUAAAGUAUAUGAUCAGCUUGUAUAAAUGUUUGCAAUUUAACUUAACAAUGAGCAAAAAAUCUGCUGUAAAGAUCUUAAUAUUAUGAUAUUGAAUUGUGUACAUUAAGGUAUUGUACUGUGCUUGUUUUUAUAAUAUGAAUGUUGUUACUAAAGAUGCUAUUUAUUAUCAUGUAAAAUGUGUUUGUGCUGUUAUUUGGGGGAUAAGUGGAUUAGUCAUCACACCCAUAAAAACAUCCACCCUUUCAGUUUUUUUUAUACGGUUAUGUCAAAAGGAAUAAACUGAUACUGAAUCAAGA